AUGGCCUGGUUGGUCAUCCUGCUCCUCCUCUGUCUUCGACUGACAAGAGCCGAGUUAUCAGAUAUAUCCGACCGAAGGGAACCAGACCUAGAAGAAGGCUUGCUGCAUCUUCUCCUGAGACUGCGGCAAGAAGAGUUCUUUGACAUUCUGCUCAUCUACGGAAAGGACUGUAUUUUUCAUCAACUAACUCAACAAUUGGAAAUCUCCACAGUUUUGGUAUCAUCUGGAAGCACCACAUUUGAUUGGGACUUUGGCAGCUUAACAUUGAUACUGAGUUGCAGUCUCGAGGACGAUAAGGAAGUGACCUAUCGCACUCUCAUGAAGCUACAAAGGAACAGGCGUCUGAUCUAUAUACAAGAGGAUAUUCAACCCGAGUCUGUGUGUGAACACUAUGCCAAGAAGGAGCAAUAUAAUAUAGCCAUGGUGAGAAAGGAUCUUAAUCAAUCAAAAUACAUUUAUGCCUGUCGCUGCUUUCAAGACCCCAUCAUCCAGGAAGUAAGUCUACGGGAAAGUAAUCCAGUUUAUAUAGAAAACUUUCAUGAUAUGCAUGGACAACCCAUGCGAAUAAUGGCGGAUCUUGUGGCUCCCAGAUCCAUGGAGUAUCUUAAUCCAAAGGAUGGUAAGACCAAGAUGAUCGGUUAUGUGGCCAAUUUGAUCAGAUACUUUGCCCUCAAGUUAAAUGCCACCUUGGAGGUUCAAAGGCUGGGUGAAAAUGUUAGCUUCAGGGACAUCAUAAGGAGGAUAAAAGAAGAUCACAUUGACAUUGCCAUGACUAUGGAGGCCUCGUUGCAUGCCACAAAUUUUGAUACGGCUAGCUAUCCCUAUAUUCUCACAUCCUACUGUCUGAUGCUUCCAGUUCCAGCUAAGAUACCCUAUAAUUUGGUUUAUGCGGUUAUAGUUGAUCACCUGGUUCUUGGUAUAAUCGUCUUUUUAUUCAUCAUACUCUCGUUGCUAUUGAUAUACAGCAAGAAUAUGUCCUGGCAAGGACUGAGUCUGGCCAAUGUCCUGGUGAAUGAUGUGAGCCUUCGUGGUUUGUUGGGACAAGCGUUUCCCUUUCCCUCCAACCCAAGCAAACAAUUGAGAUUGAUCUUCAUUAUACUUUGCUUUGCCAGCGUCAUCCUGACCACCAUGUACGAGUCCUAUUUGCAGUCCUUUUUCACGCAUCCCCCAUCUGAGGCCUACAUAAGCUCCUUUGAGAAUAUUGCAGAGUGCCAGCAAAUGAUUGCGAUCACUACAUACAAGAUAAAUGAACUCAACAAGAACAAUAAUUCACAUUUUCAAAAAAUUAACAAAGGCAGCCUUAAGAUGUUUGAACACUGGAAGGAGUAUUCACAUCUGAGGAAUUCCUUCAAUAGAAGCUAUGGAUAUUUGGUGACAGAAGAUCGAUGGACCAGCUAUGCAGAGCAGCAGAGGAACUUUAAGGAACCACUUUUCUACUUUGCGAGGGACCUGUGCUUCUCCCGCCUGGUUUUCCUCAACAUUCCCAUGCGACGACACCUUCCCUAUCGUCAUCUCUUCGAAGAGCACAUGCUGCGCCAGCACGAGGUUGGUUUGGUGAGAUUCUGGAAGAGUCGGAGUUUCUUUGAUAUGGUGAGACUGGACAUAACGCCCUUGGAGGAUCUAAGCCAGCCGAAACCAUAUCAGCCGAGUCUUCUUUUGUUGGAUGUCUCCUGGAUAAUGAAACUCUAUUUGGCGGCCAUGGUAAUCUGCAUUGUGUGCUUUGGUUUAGAGGUUCUAAGCAAGAGUAGAGGAAGGAGGCUUAGAAAGUAUAUAAAAGAUGUCUAUGGGAAUUUUGUAAAGUAA
Drosophila serrata is the source of this 1803-nucleotide messenger RNA. RefSeq lists its product as uncharacterized. Lineage: Eukaryota; Metazoa; Arthropoda; Insecta; Diptera; Drosophilidae. The record is from RefSeq and is a predicted model, not a curated record.